Brettanomyces bruxellensis is the source of this 612-nucleotide messenger RNA. RefSeq lists its product as uncharacterized. NCBI's taxonomy places the organism in Eukaryota, Fungi, Ascomycota, Pichiomycetes, Pichiales, Pichiaceae. The record is from RefSeq and is a predicted model, not a curated record. The transcript has a single exon. The coding region runs from base 1 to 612 and encodes 203 amino acids.
AUGUCUUCCGAAGAGACCCUUAGAGAGCAACUUCGGCAAUCGUAUAACUUGCGGAAGCAGAAUGCCGUGCUGGUAUCAAAAUAUAAGAAAUACCUGACAAAGUCACUAUCCACAUUCACAGAUGUCAAUGCAUCCCACUAUAAAAAGCACACAAGCAGCACGGAUCGCGUUAAUUCUAGCGGCAGUGCUUCGAGCAUGCAGCUAGCAAAUAGUACAAACGCUUCAUCAAGGGCGAUUUCGGCAGAGCAGGUGGAGAAUAGUACAUUAGUGGACAAACCGGCCUCAGAGCAGGAAACACCGCUCUACUCGAAGGUUGAGGUUAUUUAUGGCAAUCAGAGGCAAAUCAGAAAACAGGAAAGACUCAUCUCGGAGCAUCUGGAGGAGCUGGCAUCCGCAGAAAGUGAACUAGAGAAGCAGUUGACAAAGACAAAGCACAGACUAAGGAGAAGCCGUUUGAUCAAGUACAGCAAGGAUUCCAAGUUGGAAGAUCUUGUACAAACACAGGCAGAGAGGCUGGACCGCCAAAUACGAAUUUUGGAGUGCUCGAUGCACACCGUGGAAAGGGAUAAGGCAGUACCAGCUGUUUCUGCCAAAAGGGGAUGGUUUCAAUAG